ACGAAUGACUAACACCCAGCCAUUGCUCUUUGUUUGCUCUGAGAACAACCUGUAACUCGGGUUUGUUCCAAUUUCUUCAAUUGUAUUCCCAAUCUCUUCGCCUGAGACUCCUCACGACUAAAAUCCAGACGCCAGGAUGAAUACUCUGGUGACUAUCUUCUUACUCCUGGUGCCUUGUCUCAGUAUUAAUCUCGAAGAGCUAAUGCUACAAGAAUGGAAAACCUUCAAGCUUCAGCACUCAAAGAACUACACAACCAAAACCGAGGAGAAGUACCACAUGAAAGUCUGGAUAGAUAAUAGACUUUUCAUUGCUCAACACAAUUCGAAGUAUGCGAGGGGAAAAGCUUCUUUCACGGUUGCCCUCAACGGAUUCGCUGAUAGGAAUAGAGCGGAUGUCCACAAAAUGAGAACUGGCUUCAAGAAAUUUCCAGAAAAGAAUUUAACUGGUUUUGAACGCGGGGCAUCGUUCAUUAUACCAGCAAAUGUGAUUUUUCCUGAUUUUGUGGAUUGGGUGCCUGAAGGUGCAGUGACCCCUGUGAAAGAUCAGGGUGAAUGCGGGUCCUGUUGGGCGUUUUCCGCGACUGGCAGUCUCGAAGGUCAGCAUUAUCGGAAGUCAGGUAAAUUGGUCUCCCUCAGCGAGCAGAACCUCGUGGAUUGCGCCAACUGGUGGUACCUGAAUUUUGGGUGUAACGGGGGUGAAGUAAUUCAUGCUUUUCGAUAUGUCAAAAAAUAUGGAAUCGAUACUGAGUCGAGUUAUCCAUAUGAAGCGAAAACUCACAAGUGUGACUUCAAGAAAGACAAAAUCGGCACCACUGAAGCUUCUUGGGUAAAUAUCCACAAAGGCAAUGAAGAGGACCUGAAAGCAGCUGUAGCUACCAUGGGACCAGUCUCUGUGGCUAUCGAUGCCUCAUUACGUUCAUUCCAAUAUUACAGUGACGGAGUUUAUGAAGAUCCUGAAUGCUCACACCGGCUGAACCAUGCGGUGCUGAUAGUGGGAUAUGGAAAUGAGGGUGGGAAGGACUAUUGGCUCGUCAAAAAUAGCUGGGGCACAUCCUGGGGAUACUGUGAGGACGUGUUGACUCAAACGUGUAACAUCUGUCAGAAUGUUUUUUAA
Messenger RNA from Fopius arisanus, 1114 nucleotides. RefSeq names its product cathepsin L-like. The coding region runs from base 137 to 1114 and encodes 325 amino acids. Gene Ontology annotation, molecular function: cysteine-type endopeptidase activator activity involved in apoptotic process; cysteine-type endopeptidase activity. Lineage: Eukaryota; Metazoa; Arthropoda; Insecta; Hymenoptera; Braconidae. The transcript has 6 exons. The record is from RefSeq and is a predicted model, not a curated record. Gene Ontology annotation, biological process: positive regulation of apoptotic signaling pathway; positive regulation of peptidase activity; immune response. Gene Ontology annotation, cellular component: lysosome.